Phodopus roborovskii (desert hamster) is the source of this 3178-nucleotide messenger RNA. It is a transcript of the gene Rptn, whose product is annotated as repetin. The transcript has 2 exons. The record is from RefSeq and is a predicted model, not a curated record. Gene Ontology annotation, molecular function: transition metal ion binding; calcium ion binding. Gene Ontology annotation, cellular component: cornified envelope. The coding region runs from base 29 to 3052 and encodes 1007 amino acids. NCBI's taxonomy places the organism in Eukaryota, Metazoa, Chordata, Mammalia, Rodentia, Cricetidae.
UUAAAAGAUUCACCUGCAUUUUUUCAGAAUGUCUAAACUUCUUAAUAGCAUACUCAAUGUGAGUAAGGUAUUCCAGAAAUAUGCUGAACACCAUGGGGAACACACUUUACUGAGCAAGGAGGAGUUGAAGCAGCUGCUUGUCACUGAGUUUGGAGGCAUCCUUCGGAGACCAAAUGACCCAGACACUGUGGAAAUCAUUCUGGAACACUUGGACCGAGACAGAAAUGGAUAUGUUGAUUUUCAAGAAUACCUCUUGUUGGUGUUCCAAUUGGUCCAAGCCUGCCAUCGUAAGUUAGAUAGUAAGGUGUAUGGAGCUGGAACCUCCUCCCAGAAAGAAUGGGGUCAGAAAGGGACACAGAGCCGUAAGUUUUCAGAAAACACUGGCAGACAAGAUAGGCAGAGCUCUCACCACAACCUGUCUGAGGGACAGAGUAAGGAUGUCCAACAUGAUCAGUCUCAGAGACAAGAUAAGGACUCCUGUGGUCACUCUGAGAGACAUGAUACAGACUCUCACUGUGGACAGUCAGAGAGACAAGAUAGGGAUUCCCACCAUGGUCAGUCAGAGAGAUUCCAUCAGGACUCCCACCAUGGUUGUUCUGAGAGACAAGACACAGAUUAUAGCUCUGAUCAGUCUGAGACAGAUGAUAAACACUCUAGCUUUGGUCAAAGUCUGGGUUAUAAAUCUAGCAAUGACCAGCCCAAAAGCCAACAAUAUAUCUUUGCCUUCAAUCAGCCUGAGAACCCAGCUCAGGUUUCUCAUUAUGGCCAGUCGAAAACAUUUAGACGACAAAGCAGUGGUGGUCAGUCUGGAAGACUCCGACAAGAUUCUUAUUCUAGUCAAACCAGUAGACAAGAACAUGGUUCUUAUGAACAAUAUGGAAAGCUUCAUCAGAAGUCAGGUAACAGUCAGACAGACAGACAGACCCAGAAUUCUCACUAUGGCCAGCCAGACAAACAAGGACAUAGUUUCCAACAUGGUCAGACAGAUGGACAAAGCCAGAGUUCUCAUUAUGGUCAGACUAAGAACAAAGGUCAGAAUUUCCUUUAUGGUCAGAAAGGUGGACAAGGCCAAAGUUCUCACCAGGGUCAGACAGGAAAAAAAGGUCAGAGUUCUCAGCAGGGUCAGACAGGCAGUCAAAACCAGAGUUCACAUUGGCAUAGGACAGACAGCCAGAGCUAUCACCAGGGUCAGACAGACAGACAAGGCCAGAGUUCUCAGCAGGGUCAGACAGGCAGUCAAGACCAGAGUUCACAUUGGCAUAGGACAGACAGCCAGAGUUAUCACCAGGGUCAGACAGACAGACAAGGCCAGAGUUCUCAGCAGGGUCAGGUAGGCAGUCAAGACCAGAGUUCACAUUGGCAUCAGACAGACAGCCAGAGCUAUCACCAGGGUCAGACAGACAGACAAGGCCAGAGUUCUCAGCAGGGUCAGACAGACAGACAAGGCCAGAGUUCACGUUGGCAUCAGACAGACAGCCAGAGCUAUCACCAGGGUCAGGCAGGCAGACAAGGCCAGAGUUCUCAGCAGGGUCAGACAGGCAGUCAAGACCAGAGUUCACGUUGGCAUCAGACAGACAGCCAGAGCUAUCACCAGGGUCAGACAGACAGACAAGGCCAGAGUUCUCAGCAGGGUCAGACAGGCAGUCAAGACCAGAGUUCACGUUGGCAUCAGACAGACAGCCAGAGCUAUCACCAGGGUCAGACAGACAGACAAGGCCAGAGUUCUCAGCAGGGUCAGACAGGCAGUCAAGACCAGAGUUCACAUUGGCAUAGGACAGACAGCCAGAGUUAUCACCAGGGUCAGACAGACAGACAAGGCCAGAGUUCUCAGCAGGGUCAGGUAGGCAGUCAAGACCAGAGUUCACAUUGGCAUCAGACAGACAGCCAGAGCUAUCACCAGGGUCAGACAGACAGACAAGGCCAGAGUUCUCAGCAGGGUCAGACAGACAGACAAGGCCAGAGUUCACGUUGGCAUCAGACAGACAGCCAGAGCUAUCACCAGGGUCAGACAGACAGACAAGGCCAGAGUUCUCAGCAGGGUCAGACAGGCAGUCAAGACCAGAGUUCACGUUGGCAUCAGACAGAUAGCCAGAGCUAUCACCAGGGUCAGACAGACAGACAAGGCCAGAGUUCUCAGCAGGGUCAGACAGGCAGUCAAGACCAGAGUUCACGUUGGCAUCAGACAGACAGCCAGAGCUGUCACCAGGGUCAGACAGGCAGACAAGGCCAGAGUUCUCAGCAGGGUCAGACAGACAGACAAGGCCAGAGUUCUCACCAGGGUCAGGCAGAUAAUCAAGACCAGAGUUCACAUUGGCAUCAGACAGACAGACAAUGCCAAAGUUUUCCACAUGAUCAGACAGGCAGACAAGGCCAAAGAUAUCACCAGGGUCAGACAGACAGACAAGACCAUAGUUUUCAGCAGGGUCAGUCAGGAAGUCAAGAUAAGGGCUCAUUUUGGCAUCAGACAGACAGGCAGAGUUACCACCAGGGUCAGACAGGCAGACAAGGCCAGAGUUCUCAGCAGCAGCAAAUCCAUCACCAGGCCUGGAAGCCUGAAGAGGAUCAUCAACACAAACUCUUAGCUCAGAUACACCAAGAAGAGCUACAUUCCCAUGAAUGUGACUGGCAAUCACAGAGUGGUGAGGAGGGCCACUGGGAAGAGGAAGAGCAUCAUCAAAGCUGGGAUAGACACAGUCUUGAGGGUCAGGAAAGUCUGUAUGAGAUGCAGAACAGGCAAACCCAUGAAGAUGAGCCAAACCAUGAGAGGAAAGACAAACAUCAAACUCAUCAUCAACAAUGGGGUAGACAAACUCAUGAAGAAAAUGAGAGGUAUAGAGGAUCCCAAGACCAAUCCAGAAACUUCCCCAACAAGGAAAGAUUCCACAAGAAUGAAGAUAACCAGUGCCAAGGAUCUGAGGGAAGACAUUUCCAUCAAACCCAUGGAGGUGGAAGGUCCCAGAGAAGAGAACAGGAAAACCACUCUACCAAAACAGCUCAUUCCCCCAACCCUCUCUAUGACUAUGUAAGAGAGCAAGCAGCAUAUCAGUACUAGGCUGCACGAGCACCAGAGGUAAUGGCCAAACCUACAUGUCAAUUUAUCUUUGCUUCUGUUUAAAAGGUUGCAGUUGUAUGUCAUCCUUUUCUUUUUAUCUACCUAUGAGAAUGCUUUUGAAGACUA